AUGGAGGAACACAAAGAUGAUCAAUAUUGUUUUCAAGACAGAAACUCUUCUUGCAGAAAGGCUUUGCUAUCGAUAUCUAUCUACAUAACACUGUACAUCUUUUUCUCAUUGAUUUCAGCAGUAACAGUAUUUUUGAACAUACUGGUGAUCAUCUCCAUCUCUUACUUCAAGCAGCUCCAGACUCAAACCAACCUGCUCAUCCUCUCUCUGGCUGUGUCAGAUCUCCUGGUGGGACUGAUUGUGAUACCAGUAAUGAUUGUAGGAAUAAUUGAACCAUGCUGGGGUUUUGGGGAAUAUUUCUGUGUGUUUCUUCUCUACAUUAGUUGUUUAUGUACUUCUUUAUCUCUGGGCAGUUUGGUCUUGAUAUCUAUUGACCGCUAUGUUGCUGUGUGUGAUCCCUUAUUGUACCACUCUAAAAUAACAAUAGCAAGAAUCAUGUGUUGUAUAUCCAUCACCUGGUGUUGUUGUAUUAUAUACAAUGCUGCUAUUAUAAAAGACAUUGUAAAUGUAAAGGUACCAAGUAGGUGCUUGAAUGAAUGUUUUACUGGUGAAGGAUAUAUGUGGGGCAAUAUAAUUGACUUCGUAAUUACAAUGGUUGUCCCGUGCUCUAUUAUUAUAACACUUUAUUUGAAAAUCUUUGUGGUGGCCAGAUCACAGGCCAGAAAGGUAUUUUCAAAAGAGGCUGCCAGUGUGUCUGGUGUUAAAACUGUACAGGCAAAUAAGUCUGAGAGAAAAGCAGCAAAAACUCUAUCUAUUGUUGUUUUCACCUAUCUAAGUUGUUGGAUUCCAUUUCUAUUUUCUUUUUUGUUUCUUUCGUUCUUAAGUGACAAUUUAUUAUCAUUCAUCAUCAGCUUUCUGCCACUUUCUAAUUCCUUAAUUAAUCCAAUAAUUUAUGCUUUAUUUUAUCCAUGGUUCAAAGUGACGGCUAAACAUAUUUUAUCUCUGAAGUUAAGGCGUUCAUAGUACCUAUAUUUUUAUUUCCCAGUUUGAAAAACAUAGUUAUGUUACACAAUUGUUCUUUCAUGUAACAACACACUGACAAUACAGAGAUGAAUGUGGUGUUGAUACAGAAUGAUUUGUCUAGAUUGGACAGGAAUGACUUGGAAAAUGUAUAAGAAGCCAUCAGCUUGUUUUAUAAAAUACAUUGUAGUCAUUUUGGGUUGUACAUUCCAAAAACCAAUGUCUGCUGUUGUUCCAUGU
Messenger RNA from Oncorhynchus masou masou (cherry salmon), 1200 nucleotides. Its product is annotated as trace amine-associated receptor 13c-like. Bases 1 to 963 code for a protein of 320 amino acids. Lineage: Eukaryota; Metazoa; Chordata; Actinopteri; Salmoniformes; Salmonidae. The transcript has a single exon. Gene Ontology annotation, biological process: G protein-coupled receptor signaling pathway. Gene Ontology annotation, cellular component: membrane. Gene Ontology annotation, molecular function: trace-amine receptor activity. The record is from RefSeq and is a predicted model, not a curated record.